GGGCCCCUCUCAGGAUCACGCGGCAGGAAGCGGUAUGGCGUCCAAGCACGGGCAGAAGAAGGAGAAGCACGCGGUGAGCUCGGAGGAGAGCCCCCAAGUGAAGGAAGUCAGGCAGAAGAUCGACAAGCUCAGACAAGGGAUCGCAGCCGAGGCAGAGAUUAUCGUCCAUGAGAAGAUGCCUCAAAAGAUGAUGAUUCAUGGCGGUUGAACUAUCUGCCACCAUGUUCUUGAUUUUCCUUGCUUUCUCCGCCCCCUCCUCGGUUUCCCAAGAUUCAAACUUGAUUCAGGUGGCGGAGCUUUCCAAGAUCUUAGAGGAAGACGAGCUGUGGAGAUACCCGGAACACGAUGACAUCGUCAAUCUUACUGGAAGCCUGGACAACACAGCUGCAAGCGCGAAGAAGAGGAAAGUGGAAGAUGGAAACCUGUCACCCAGGAAAACUGCGAAAUCCGACAAGGACCAUGACGCCCCUCUCUGUGAACAUUCUAUCGUCAAAAGCGAUAUCGUUUUCGGAUCCAACGAGAGGAUUCUGAAGCAGCAGGCCAUCUUGAAGAAGGAGAUACAAGACUGUCUUCAGAUGCUGAGCAAAGUCAAGAUUUGGAUUCAGCUGAAUAUCCCCAAGGUGGAGGAUGGCAACAAUUUCGGGGUUUCGAUUCAGGAAGAGAGCGUGAAUGAUCUCGCUAAGGCAGAGGACACCAGUUUCGCGCUGCUGGACGGAAUCAACAAGUACUUCAUGACUCGCGGGAAGCUUGUUUCUCGACUUGGCAAAUAUCCCGGCGUCAAGGAUUACGCGAUGAGCAUCCAAGAAGUUGAUCGCAGGGAGCGGGUCAACCUCUGCUUGUCGCUGCAUGACCUUCGCAACAAUUAUUUCAUUCUGUAUGACUCCAUCACGAAGAACCUUGACAAGAUCAAGAAGCCAAGGUCCAACCACGACCUGCCAUUCACAUGAUUUGGCGCUGUAAAUU
This is a messenger RNA of Guillardia theta CCMP2712, 963 nucleotides long. RefSeq names its product proteasome activator complex subunit. Gene Ontology annotation, biological process: regulation of G1/S transition of mitotic cell cycle; regulation of proteasomal protein catabolic process; positive regulation of endopeptidase activity. The coding region runs from base 198 to 947 and encodes 249 amino acids. Gene Ontology annotation, molecular function: endopeptidase activator activity. Gene Ontology annotation, cellular component: cytoplasm; proteasome activator complex; nucleoplasm. The transcript has 6 exons. Lineage: Eukaryota; Cryptophyceae; Pyrenomonadales; Geminigeraceae. The record is from RefSeq and is a predicted model, not a curated record.